Molecule: messenger RNA, 1915 nt
Organism: Cinara cedri
Lineage: Eukaryota; Metazoa; Arthropoda; Insecta; Hemiptera; Aphididae
Source: the annotation of a GenBank genome assembly
AUGAUAUGGGUAAGUAGAAUUUUAUCGUUAACACGCUUUUUAUGUAUUUUAGGCAAAAAUAAAUAUAAUAUAUUAAAUUUGUCUGCACUUGAAAUUAUUCAACUUUACAUAAUAUUAUGAUUUAUAAUGACGUGUAGAAACGCCUUUGACAACCGCAGUGUAAAAACGAAUAUUAGUGUGUUUAUUCGUUUGUUACGUGAUAAGGAUAUAGGUACUUACGGAAAAUAUUGAUAUUUAUUUAGUUUGAAAUAAUAUAAAACGACAAUUUUCAUUGGUGACUCGUGCCGCGUGUGGUAUCUAUACAUAUUUUAAAAUGUUAAGUGCGUACAAGUUUUUUUAGUCUAUAUAGAUUAUAGAAUAUGUCAAAUGCUUUAUAGAAUUAUUUUUUAGUGUAUAGACAAUCGCAACACGUUUUCGUAUAUAACAUUGCGCUUCAAAAAUAUUUCUAUAUAACUAUUAUUUUAUAUGUCUCAAAGACGUUAAUAUAAUAUACACAUUGUAUGUUUUUUAAAAAAUAAAUUAAUAAUUUAUAUUUGAUUAGGUAUUUGUAUUAUUUGGUUAAUAAUUUCGCCGAUAUCAAAAUACUAUAGAAGUUAACAUAUUAAAAAAAAAACCUAUAGUUAAUACAGGCGCGUACUGGCCCACCGGGAUACCGGUUUAUAAUGUUAAAAUUAUUUGAGAUUUGGUGUGCUGUUAUGUACAAAAAAGUAAUAAUAUUAAGACAUGAUUUUUANAACUUAUUACUAACUAUUGUCAUAAUAAAACAUGAGUUAAUUAGUGUUACGUAUUCUUAGUCGUAUUUUUAAUCUAAAUCUAAAUUUUUUAAUCUGUUGGUUAUUAAUGUUAUUAUUAAUUUUGUAAUUUAUUUAUCAAUAAUGUAAAUAUGUAUAAUCGUUUAUUAAAAGAUAUUACUAAAUAAUAUAAUUUGGAUAGUCUAUUCUUAUAUUGUUUACUUAUAAAUAGGCCCAUAUCGAGUUUUAUUUUCAUACAAGAAUAAGGAGUACAUUAUUAUUUUAUUGAAUAAUUAAACUAAUUCAAAUUAAUUCUCAGAAAUAAUACAUUUUCCUUCAUUUUAAUAAUUUUAUUCAAUCAGGUCGGAAUAUAAUAUUAUCACCGGUGAACUAGAAUGUUGUUUUACAAACGUAUUAUAUUACUCAUUAUUUUAUUUAUAUUUUUAUCGAACAUUUAAUCGGUAGGUAUAUUUUUAAAUUUAAAUUUGUAUUUAUAGUUCACAAUGGAACAGAAUAAUCAAAAGAAAAAAAUCCAAAAAAGUGGCUUUCUUAAACGAAAAGAGCAAAACAAAAAAUGUCUCGAUGAAAUUGCCUCUAAAUCUAAAAAAAUGACAAAUUUUUUCACACCCACUGUUUUAAAUCAGGAUUCCGCUAAACUGAAAAAAAAUCAAAAUCUAGAGUCAAAUCAGAUUGAAUUUAUUUCUGAAAAAGUUUUAUCAAAUUCACCGCUAAUAUCACAAGUCCACAUAACAUCUAAUAUUGAUUCAACUACUCGUUGGCGAUGUAAAAGUGAUUCAGUACAAAACAUAUUUGGUCGAGCUGAUAUGUGGAUAGUUGAAGCUCAACACGGAGAACGGAAAUCUUUUAUAUAUGUUAAAAUAGUUCUAUCCCUUUAUGAAAUUUCACAAUCCAAUGAUUUUAAUGUUAAUGUUAGAAGUAAUGCACGAAGUUUGUUGGGUCGCCUUACGAGCUAUGAGACCACAUUAACAGCAAUGACGUUUAUUCAUAUAUUUAAGUUGACAACUCCACUGUCUGAUUAUUUACAAACAUCAAAUCUUGAUUAUAUCCAAGUUUAUAAAAAAAUUGUUGUUACAGAGAAAUUAUUAAAGCAAAAUCAACGAAAUUUUACUCCAAUAAGUACAGCAGCUAAGAUUUUUAUUAAUUUUGUCUCUGAAAAAAUUUGA